AUGUCGCACUCCAUGCUCCCCCUGUGCGUCCUGGGACUCAUCGCCCUCUCCUCCGCCUGCUACAUCCAGAACUGCCCCCGAGGAGGCAAGAGAGCGCUGCAAGACUCCAGCCUCAGACAGUGCAUGUCGUGUGGUCCUGGAGAGCGCGGCCGCUGCUUUGGCCCCAGUAUCUGCUGUGGGGAGGGCCUGGGCUGCCUGAUGGGGUCCCCAGAAACAGCUCACUGUGUGGAGGAGAACUACCUGCUCACCCCCUGCCAGUCUGGAGGGAGGCCCUGUGGAUCAGAGGGGGGGCGCUGUGCUGCCUCGGGACUCUGCUGUGACUCAGAGAGCUGUGUGCUGGACUCAGACUGCCUGGUGGACAGUGAAUCUUCAGAAGGGGCUCACAGCUCGCCCACAGAGCUGUUGCUACGCCUGCUGCACAUAGCCAGCAGAACACAGACUGAGUACUGA
This is a messenger RNA of Boleophthalmus pectinirostris (great blue-spotted mudskipper), 450 nucleotides long. RefSeq names its product arginine vasopressin (gene avp). The coding region runs from base 1 to 450 and encodes 149 amino acids. Gene Ontology annotation, cellular component: extracellular region; secretory granule. Gene Ontology annotation, molecular function: neurohypophyseal hormone activity. The record is from RefSeq and is a predicted model, not a curated record. NCBI's taxonomy places the organism in Eukaryota, Metazoa, Chordata, Actinopteri, Gobiiformes, Gobiidae. The transcript is spliced from 3 exons.